Messenger RNA from Seminavis robusta, 1719 nucleotides. The record is from the annotation of a GenBank genome assembly. NCBI's taxonomy places the organism in Eukaryota, Bacillariophyta, Bacillariophyceae, Naviculales, Naviculaceae.
AUGAAGGUGUGCUGGGCCCUUUUGGCCCUCUUGUCAGCUACCCACGGAUUUGUUCCUUCUUCCACCCACAACAAACCGUCGGUACCAUCUCCCUUGGUCUUGAAUGUCAAUGUGGCCACCAAUUUUAUCUUGCAAGAAUUUGAACGUGGAGAGUUUUUCUUCCCCAAUGCCAUGUCAUCCGACGAGAACAAUGGAAGAGAAAAAGCUCCUCGGUUGUCUCGUCCGCAACGCAAAGCCUUGGAACGAGCUCAAAAACAACAAAAGCAACAAAAAGUGCAACAAAAGAAGAAGAAUGCCAAACACUUCAAGCUCCAUUCGCAGGCCGUGUCCAGUCUCACCAGCCAGUCCACGGCCGACGAUGUCUUGCGAGCCAUCAAGAGGGCCCAAAAUCUCCACGAUGCCGAAGAUUUGCAGACGAUUGAAAAAUUCUUGUUGGAAGAAGUCGACGAAACGUUUGCGUUUGGAUAUCGUGGCUCCUUGUUGUCCCGAUUGGCCGUCGCGGCCUUGCACAUGAACAAUCACGAAUUGGCUCGAACCGCCAUUGAUGUGCGACGCGUCGAAUGUCGGGCUUCCAUGGCACCCAUGGAAAGUGCCGCCAUUAUUCGAGGAUUGCUACGAGUACACAAUGUCACGGAUGCUUUGGAAGUACUGGCCGAUGAAUUGUCGCUGCCGUUGGAGGGAACUCCACUCUCCGACAGUGCCAACCAAGAACGUCUCAAGUGGCGUGCACUGGCACUGUCCUCCAUGGCAUCUCGUCAUUUCUUUCAAGGGGAACCAUCCCUCUCAGUUCUGGCGUGUGAAAAAUUGGCCGAACUGGGGCCCAUGGUACGAGAGUCGGGUCUCACGGCCAAAGAACUCGACAUGCCCUGGAGCAGGCUCAUUCUAGGAGCGUCGCAAUGCGAAUCGGGGCGACGCGAAGGAACCAAGCAGGAAGAGACGAUCGAAGUCGAUUUGCCAUGCAAUUUGGUCUACUCCGUCUUGAAUGCCAUGUCCACAUUUCCAUCGGAUAACAGCGAUGAAGUCUACGAACGCGUGUCCAAUGCACUAGUACGACGAGUGGUCUUUCUCACGGGAGCCAUUGAUAUGAAGGGUUGUCCGGCAGCGGACCGAGGAGAAGCUGCAUUCAUUGGUAGAUCCAAUGUCGGAAAGUCCAGUUUGAUCAAUAUGGUUACCAACCGAAAGUCAUUGGCGUACACCAGCAAACGACCUGGCAAGACACAGCAAUUCAAUUUCUUUGCCGUCAACGACAAACCUGGCCGAGAAAAGGAAGUCAAGUAUGGGGAUGUCAUGCCAGGUUCAAUGGACCCAGACUCCUUCCUCAUUACGGACUUGCCAGGAUUUGGGUUUGCCAAAGUGCCCGAGAAACAACGGAAGCAAUGGGCCGAUUUCAUGAGCCAAUACUUGGCGGAACGAAACAAUCUUCGAGUGGUCUUUCACUUGAUUGAUUCGCGUCAUGGGCCCACCGACGAGGACAAGAAAAUUAUGAACCAAGUGUCCGAAAAUCUCCCUGCCCGAGUCAACUACGUGGUGGUGCUGACCAAAGCCGACAAGAAUAUCAAGGGAGCUCCCGGAAAGGUAUCCAAAGAUGUCAUGCAAAGUCUGCGCACGGCAAUGAAUGAAAAUGGCGUUGGGAAACGUCCCGUCAUUUUGUCAUCGUCCAACACAAAGCUUGGACGAGACGACCUCUGGCGUUAUUUGAGACUCGCAGCAGAAGCUUAG